Molecule: messenger RNA, 2037 nt
Organism: Haliotis rubra (blacklip abalone)
Lineage: Eukaryota; Metazoa; Mollusca; Gastropoda; Lepetellida; Haliotidae
Product: mid1-interacting protein 1A-like
Exons: 1
Coding region: 141-629 (162 amino acids)
Biological process (GO): regulation of lipid biosynthetic process
Cellular component (GO): cytosol
Source: RefSeq, a predicted model, not a curated record
GUAUUGCUAUAAUCAAUUUACAGUGGAUACCGGCAACCUUGAGAGUGUACGAAGCAGCACGACAGACAUACUUUAUAAAAGUGUGAUCGUGGACUAUUUGCUAGCAUUCAUCAGUGUUCGUUUGAGAGAAAACAUUCGCCAUGGAGAACGACAGACGUGAGAACACAGUGUAUCAUUCUAGCGACAGUAACCAGCAGUCACUGCUAGCGGCACUCAAUAGAUUCGUGCAGGCUGUAAAUGCAAUGGACGACACGGUUAUGAUACCAUGCCGGCUUCGAGACAUGGAAGUCACAGCUAGGCCUGAAAUAACAGUGGAAAAUAACAACAAAGCUGUUUUACCCACGUUACCUGCCGGAGCGGACUUGUACAGUUUCUACUCAAUGCUGAACGCUAUCAAACAGGAGAUAAUCACGGGCCCCCCGGCCGGUGUGAGCGAAGAGGCAACGAAAGAAGAAAGCGAGUCGGACGAUAAUGGCAACAAUUCAAGAAAAACGGCAGCUGCAUUUAGACAUCACUUGAAAGGUCUGUUCGAUUUGUUGCAUCAUUUGACAGAAACCGCUAGAUAUUUGUCUAGCAGGUAUGAGAACGAUGUCACGCAAACUUCGUCAGUUUCAUCGUUUGCGCUGUGAGGAUUUUGGAAGGUAUGUGUGUGUUUGGAAUCUGCAGAACAUUAUCAUAAUGGGAAGCGAGGCGAUCGAACGCAACUGACGGAGGGCGACGUCGCUAGGCGAACAAAUGCAAAACAUUGCAAUUGAAUAGACAGACGCCACCCGAUGUGUCCUGCAUGGUAGCGAGGUGCUAUGCAACGCCGCUAUUAACUCCGGCAUCAACAAUCGGCACGCCCCAGAUACACGCCACGAUAUCUCGGUAUAGUUUUAGGACGCGAACCAAGUGUGCAGCCAGCAGAACAUCUCCUCCUAUGAACUGACGAAACGAAAUAAUUCAAAGGACUGGUGUUGUAAUAUCUAAAAACUUAAUUUGUAUAUUUUUUAUUCCGUGCAGUUGGUUUCAUUAAUGAAUUGUUUUGAAACAUUUUAUGUAUAUUAUUUGGAAACGGAUAUGAUGAAAUUCCCACGUUUGUGUGAUCGGGUGUAAAGGAAGUAUUUUUCUAGAACGUUUUGUGAUGGAGUCGAGGUCGUGUCUGUGGUGGUGUUGGGCGACACAGAAUCGUGACACAGAACUGUGUUCCAGAUGGACUCGGUCCUAUAGUGUAAUGUGUGUUGAACAAACAUUUAGAACAAUUUCACUGCAGGCGUGUUCCCGCACUGGUUGAACAGGGCGGGUUGAACUGUUUUCUGUCUAGAACAUGCUCAACUGCUGGUAUGGUUGAUUCGUAUACACUGACGUUUGGCAGAGUUUCCAGGAGAACAGUUGACACUUGCAUAUAUUGAGGAUUAAAUGGUUCGGUGUUAAAACCGAUGCCAUGGUAACUAUUUGUUUGGAAUGGUUUCUGAAAGCAGUUUAUAAAUUGAAAAUUGCUGUAAAUUUCGUUGUUUUCAACUUGAUUCAAACCGUUGCCAUGGCUACAGCACUAUCCAUCUCACUGAAUAGUUUAUCAUAUGUUGUAACUCGUGUACAGCUUGCGGUCAGACGACGGUGGGAGUAGCCUUGUGGUUAAAGCGUCCGCUCGUCACGCUGAAGACCCGGGUUCGAUUCCCCACAUGGGUACAGUGUGAAGCCCAUUUCUGGUGUCCCCCGCCAUGAAAUUGGUGGAAUAUUCCUAAAAGCGGUGUUAAACCAUACUAACUAUUCGGGCAGACAUAUUUUACACAACACCUGAACUCACUAAUGUGUCCGUGUUUGAAUCAGCCAUACUGAACCGUUUAGACAGUCGUGAAGUAAACGUGUAUUACACUGUCGUAUGUACAUAUACAGUAAUUUAUGAACCAUGGGUGUGUCCGAUUGGUCAGUGUGGACUGGUCAGUGCGACCAGCGCCCUUCUGGAUGUAUCUUUAUCUCAGGCUUGUGCAAUCCCGGUGAUGUGGAGCCGCAACUCGUCUCAUUAAUUCCAUUUGUAAAUAAAUAUUUUGAACGAAA